Boleophthalmus pectinirostris (great blue-spotted mudskipper) is the source of this 4307-nucleotide messenger RNA. It is a transcript of the gene slc12a5a, whose product is annotated as solute carrier family 12 member 5a. Gene Ontology annotation, molecular function: potassium:chloride symporter activity. Gene Ontology annotation, cellular component: membrane. The record is from RefSeq and is a predicted model, not a curated record. The transcript has 26 exons. Lineage: Eukaryota; Metazoa; Chordata; Actinopteri; Gobiiformes; Gobiidae. Gene Ontology annotation, biological process: potassium ion import across plasma membrane; chemical synaptic transmission; potassium ion homeostasis. The coding region runs from base 48 to 3563 and encodes 1171 amino acids.
UACAUUGAACGUGACAAAAAAAAGGACCAUCCGCGCCUUGUCUCACCAUGAGCAGCCAGAGGUUCACUGUCUCCAAGAGCGACGGGGAGCAGCUCGCCUCCGACAGCCAGGGGGAGGUGAACCAGCUGUUUGAAGGAGAUGACCCGCCCGGUACUAGCGCCACAGACGGGGGAGAGCCAGCUGCAGCGGGGGCCGAGGUGGUCGUGGUUCUCAAAGGUGAAAGUAAUCCCAAGGAGAGCAGCCCCUUCAUCAACAGCAGCGAUGCAACUGCAGAGAAGAGCCAGCAGUACGACGGCAAGAACAUGGCCCUGUUUGAGGAAGAGAUGGACACCAGCCCUAUGGUGUCAUCUCUGCUCAGCAGUCUGGCCAACUACUCCAACCUGCCCCAAGGAAGCAAGGAGCACGAGGAGGCAGAGAACAACGAGGCAACAGAGACACGCAAGAAGCCUGUCAAGGCUCCACAACUUGGCACUCUGAUGGGGGUGUACCUGCCAUGUAUCCAGAAUAUCUUUGGAGUCAUCCUCUUCCUCAGGAUGACCUGGCUGGUGGGCAUUGGAGGAGUCAUUGGGACCUUCAUCAUCGUCUUCAUGUGCUGUGCCACAACCAUGCUGACUGCCAUCUCCAUGAGUGCCAUUGCAACCAAUGGAGUUGUGCCAGCGGGAGGCUCGUACUACAUGAUCUCGCGCUCGCUGGGCCCAGAGUUCGGAGGAGCAGUGGGGAUCUGUUUCUAUCUGGGGACCACAUAUGCUGGUGCCAUGUACAUCCUGGGAGCCAUCGAGCUGCUCUUGAUCUACAUAGUGCCAAAAGCUGCCAUCUUCCCCUUGGAGGGUCUGGAGGGGCCAGAGGCGGAAGCGGCCUUGCUCAACAACAUGCGAGUGUAUGGGACCAUCCUUUUGACCUCCAUGGCCACUGUAGUGUUUGUUGGGGUGAAGUACGUCAACAAGCUGGCCUUGGUGUUCUUGGCUUGCGUCAUUCUCUCCAUCCUGGCUGUGUACGCUGGAGUCAUCAAGACAGCCAUUGAACCACCAGUAUUCCCAGUGUGUCUGCUGGGGAACCGCACCCUGAUGUGGAAAAGCUUCGACGUGUGUGCUAAGACUGUAGAGACGGCCAAUGGGACGGUGACCACGCAGCUCUGGCAGAUGUUCUGUGACUCUCCCUUACUGAACGCCACCUGCGACAAGUACUUCGCCGCCAACAACAUCACUCAGAUCCAAGGCAUCCCUGGGGUCACCAGCGGCAUUCUGUCAGAGAACCUGUUGCCCAUCUACUAUGAGAAGGGGGACCUGAUUGCUCGGGAUAACAUGGAGUCAGUGGAAGAUGCGGAUGACCCCCUGACUAGCUCAAACCGCUACGUGCUGGCAGACAUCACAAGCUUCUUCACACUGUUGGUGGGCAUCUACUUCCCCUCUGUGACAGGCAUCAUGGCCGGCUCUAACCGCUCCGGAGACCUGCGUGACGCCCAGAAGUCCAUUCCCAUUGGGACCAUUGCCGCCAUUACCACCACCUCUACUGUCUACAUGUCCAGUGUGGUCCUCUUCGGUGCUUGCAUCGAGGGUGUGGUCCUUAGGGACAAGUUUGGUGAGGGGGUGCAUGGGAACUUGGUGAUUGGUACGUUGGCUUGGCCCUCUCCAUGGGUCAUUGUGAUUGGCUCGUUUUUCUCGACAUGUGGGGCGGGGCUUCAGAGUUUGACAGGAGCUCCGCGUCUGCUUCAGGCCAUCGCAAAGGACGGGAUUGUGCCUGCUCUGAGGAUCUUUGGGCACGGGAAGGCCAAUGGUGAGCCCACAUGGUCGCUGCUGCUGACAGCUUGUAUUUGUGAGAGUGGCAUCCUCAUCGCCUCCCUGGACUCGGUGGCUCCCAUUCUCUCCAUGUUCUUCCUGAUGUGCUACAUGUUUGUGAACCUGGCCUGUGCCCUCCAGACCCUGCUGAGGACACCCAACUGGAGACCUCGCUUCAAAUUCUACCACUGGGCUCUGUCCUUUUUGGGAAUGAGUUUGUGCCUCACUUUGAUGUUCCUCUGUUCCUGGUACUACGCCAUCGUCGCCAUGGUGAUUGCCGGCUCUAUCUACAAGUAUAUCGAGUUUGCAGGGGCAGAGAAAGAGUGGGGUGAUGGAAUCCGUGGUCUCUCUCUGAGCGCUGCACGUUAUGCUCUGAUGCGGCUGGAAGAAGGCCCACCACACACAAAGAACUGGAGGCCUCAGCUGCUGGUCCUGGUCAGUACAGAUGCUGAGCAGAACAUUGAGCAGCCGCGCCUGCUCUCGCUCACUAACCAGCUGAAGGCGGGCAAAGGCCUGACUAUCGUGGGCACAGCUCUGGAGGGCACUUACCUGGAAAACCAUGACCGAGCGCAGCGCGCAGAGCAGGCACUGCGUAAACUGAUGGAGACAGAGAAGGUGAAGGGCUUCAGUCAGGUGACUGUCUCAUCAAACCUGCGUGAUGCAACGUCCCACCUGCUCCAGGCCAGUGGGCUGGGAGGGCUCAAACACAAUGCUGUGCUGGUGUCCUGGCCACGCAACUGGAAACAGGGAGACGAGCACCAGCACUGGAGGAACUUUAUUGAGCUUGUCAGAGAAACCACAGCUGCUCACUUGGCUCUGCUCGUGCCUAAGAACAUCUCGGCCUUCCCAUCCAAUGGAGAGCGCUUCACUGAGGGUCACAUCGACGUGUGGUGGAUCGUCCAUGAUGGAGGCAUGCUCAUGCUGCUGCCUUUCCUCCUGCGCCAGCACAAGGUUUGGAGGAAGUGCAAGAUGCGCAUCUUCACUGUGGCUCAGAUGGAUGACAACAGCAUACAGAUGAAGAAGGACCUAACCACAUUCCUCUAUCACCUUCGUAUUGACGCCAUGGUGGAAGUGGUGGAAAUGCAAGACAGUGACAUCUCAGCCUACACUUAUGAGAAGACCUUGGUGAUGGAGCAGCGAUCACAGAUGCUAAAACAGAUCAACCUGACUAAGAAUGAGCGUGAAAGAGAGAUCCAGAGCAUCACUGACUCAUCCCGUGGGUCGAUCCGUCGUAAGAACCCAGCUGCAGUCACCACUCAGCUCAGUGUGACCGAGGAACCCCCAGCUGCCAGCAAAGAGGAGAAGCCUGAGGAGGAGUCAAAGUCGACUUCUCCCCCUGUGUCCUCCCCUGCACAGGUGCAGCUCAUCCAUGACAACACCACCCCCGCCAGCCCCGCCACCCCGGCCACCCCACUCACCCCUGAGGAGGUGCAGAGUCCUGGGACGCAGGUCCAGAUGACCUGGACUGAGAAGUGUGAUGGAGAAGCAGCUAAACCCCCUGGCGCAGCUACACCAGAGGGCCUCAAAGACAUCUUCAACAUGAAGCCCGAAUGGGAAAACCUGAACCAGUCCAAUGUUCGACGUAUGCAUACAGCACUGAGGCUCAAUGAAGUCAUCAUGAAGAAGUCAGCUGAGGCCAAGCUAGUCCUCCUCAACAUGCCCGGGCCGCCCAGGAACCGGACAGGAGACGAAAACUACAUGGAAUUCCUUGAGGUCCUCACUGAGGGUCUGAACAGGGUGCUCCUGGUCCGUGGAGGUGGCCGGGAGGUCAUCACCAUCUACUCCUGAAAAACCAGCCCUCCAGGACCCAGUCCCCACCCACACGUUAAGCCCCUUCUUCUCUCAUCCUCUCCCUCCUUAUCAGCUCCCAUACUCUGCCUCUCAACAUAUCUUUCUAUGCGCCAACCAUCUCACACCUGACCCAUCACCCCGCUCAGCUUUUGCACCCAACCGCAUCACACUGUAGUCCAUUCAGCUCCUAUAACCAAUGUAGGCUCUAGAUCAACUUAUAGAUGCUACCUAUAUUUGUUUGUGAAGAGACUUUUUUUUUUCUUUUCGUCUAUAUAUCUUUCUUUUUGUAACUCACACCAAGACAGCGAUGGGCGGUCGUGAGAUGAAGGUGUGAGCACUUACAGUAUGCAUGGGCACUGGUUGUUGUUAUCGUUUCUGACCUCUCCAGCGCUUAUCUUAUUUUCUCAAAAAAAUUGGAUGGCAUCUGCUUGGAAGAUAAGGAUUGGUUCCCCUGUGUAAAUGGACACCUCCAAUAGUCUUUAAUGUGGUUAUGUUUCAAGGCUAAAGACUAUCCCUCAUCACAACCACCAGCUUGAGAGAACAGAAGAAAGAGAACUUUGAAUUCCCUGAGAAUGAAUGAAAAAAUGAGCAGCAGCGCUAAUGUCCCCACUGACCACCCCUUCAGCAUGAUGUCCUAUUAAUUGUGUGUGAUCCAUGUGUUCUGUUGAAUGCUGUGUUUUCUUACUACUAAUUUCUUAGUGGCUGUUUAUUCCUGUAGCCACUGUUAGUGCCAAAAAACAA